AUGGAGAACAUGAUGCAGGGCAAUAAGAUCAGACGAGUUGCAGCUACUCGCAUGAAUGAGAGGUCAUCUCGAUCACACACGAUUUUCCGGAUUAUUCUGGAGUCGAAAGAUGCCAAUCAGAAAGAUGGACCUGUACAUAUAAGCUACCUUAACUUAAUGGACUUAGCUGGUUCUGAGAGAGUUUCUCUGACGAAAGCUGCUGGUGAGCGUCUUAAAGAGGGGGCUAACAUAAACAAAUCUUUGUCAGUAUUAGGAAAUGUGAUAAGGCAACUAAGCGAGGGGAAGGAGUUUAUCAGUUAUCGCGAUUCGAAAUUGACUAGACUGCUCUCACAGGCUCUUGGCGAUGUAUAUGGAUCUGUAGUAAAACCUUUAGUCGAUUCCUUCAUGGAAGGUUUCAAUGCCACAAUAUUUGCAUAUGGCCAAACAUCUUCUGGCAAAACACACACCAUUUUGGGCAAUAAAACAGAUCCUGGGCUUUUCCAAUUAGUAUCCAAUCAGUUAUUCCAGCAUGUGGCAGACCAGGUUGAUAAGAGGUACUUGAUUAGAUGCAGUUAUAUUGAAAUCUACAAUGAAAAGAUCAAUGACCUCCUGGAUAAGAGCAAUCAGGGUUUAACUAUAAGAGAAGAUAUCAAAGGAAAUGUGCUGCUUGAUGCAAGGGAAGCUGUCGUAGACAAUGUUGAUAAAGUUAUGGAGAACAUGAUGCAGGGCAAUAAGAUCAGACGAGUUGCAGCUACUCGCAUGAAUGAGAGGUCAUCUCGAUCACACACGAUUUUCCGGAUUAUUCUGGAGUCGAAAGAUGCCAAUCAGAAAGAUGGACCUGUACAUAUAAGCUACCUUAACUUAAUGGACUUAGCUGGUUCUGAGAGAGUUUCUCUGACGAAAGCUGCUGGUGAGCGUCUUAAAGAGGGGGCUAACAUAAACAAAUCUUUGUCAGUAUUAGGAAAUGUGAUAAGGCAACUAAGCGAGGGGAAGGAGUUUAUCAGUUAUCGCGAUUCGAAAUUGACUAGACUGCUCUCACAGGCUCUUGCGGAAUGUACAAAUUCAGAUGUAUAUGGAUCUGUAGUAAAACCUUUAGUCGAUUCCUUCAUGGAAGGUUUCAAUGCCACAAUAUUUGCAUAUGGCCAAACAUCUUCUGGCAAAACACACACCAUUUUGGGCAAUAAAACAGAUCCUGGGCUUUUCCAAUUAGUAUCCAAUCAGUUAUUCCAGCAUGUGGCAGACCAGGUUGAUAAGAGGUACUUGAUUAGAUGCAGUUAUAUUGAAAUCUACAAUGAAAAGAUCAAUGACCUCCUGGAUAAGAGCAAUCAGGGUUUAACUAUGAGAAGAUAUCAAAGGAAAUGUGCUGCUUGA
Acanthoscelides obtectus is the source of this 1350-nucleotide messenger RNA. NCBI's taxonomy places the organism in Eukaryota, Metazoa, Arthropoda, Insecta, Coleoptera, Chrysomelidae. The record is from the annotation of a GenBank genome assembly.